AUGCUGUGCAGAAUAUGUGUCCGUCUGCUUCGCGGCGGACUGGGCCCGAAAUGGAAUGGGACAUACGACCCUAUCUUCCGACACCAUACCAGCACAGAAACGCUCCGGAAAUCUCAAGAGGCAGGCUGCACCAUAUGCGAUGCGCUCGCAAGCGAACUGCAGAGCGAAAUCAGUCUGUCUCAAAAUCAAGAUAUUUACCUCAACGCUCAUCUCUCGCAAUUCAGGGGCAGGCAGUGGGAGGAUGCUGAGUAUCGCCUUGAUUUCGAGCUGGACAAGAAACGCAUCAGAACUUUUGUGCUGCGCCCCACAGGCACGUACAUCUUCUUCAUGCCAAGUAAAGCUUCUGACACCCAGUUGCGAGCAGGUUCACAGGAUGUCUACUUGAGGACGCCUACAUCCUCUCAUACUUCGUCGGAUGAGGUCUUCGAGCUGGCGCAUGAUUGGAUUUCCGAGUGUAGAUGCGCAAGCUCUUGGCAAAAUACUGAAAAUAAGUGGUACCCAAGACGCCUCCUUGACAUCCAGGAGCUGAGGGGUGAAGGGAUCGAAUUGCGCGAAUUCACCGAGACUUUCCGGAAUGCGUUGCUUUUUGCCAGUCGCCUCGACAGGGUCGGCUACGUCUGGAUAGAUUCGCUUUGCAUCAUUCAGCCGAUUCUCGGUCAGCCUGAUUAUAAUCGAGUCGCCGAACUGGACUGGCUGGAACAGUCUCAGAAAAUGGGCGAUAUCUAUCGCGAGUCGUACCUAAACAUUUCCGCGACGGCGGCUGUGGAUGGAGAGAAAGGACUGUUCUUCCCUCGUCAGCCUGAUCGCCUUUGGGAAGACGAGAUCAACCUCAACGUCGGUGCACUCUUAGGUCCACAGGGCGGACAGGGAAGAUCGCCGUUGACCUCGCCGUUGACCUCGCCGUUGACCUCGCCUUUGACCUCUCGAUUCGAAGACGAGUAUCCUCCAGCCAAGCACCGAAAAUUGGAUGAAUCUGUAAACAACCUUUUGAGACGUUGUAUAAUCCUUGACGCCAGUAGCUGGCAAGACUUGGUCGACGACGCUCCAAUCAACCAGAGAGCAUGGGUGUUUCAAGAGAGGUUUUUGACCCCACGAGUUCUCCACUUUUGCGCAGACCGAAUUGCUUGGGAAUGCGCUGAGUUUGAUCGGGCUGAAGGUCAACCAGAGGGUGUCCCGGUCUACAUGAUGAGGUCAGCAGAAGUCGUAUACAGUGGCGGAUUCAAGAGAUCAAUGAACCCCGAAGUGGAUGGCAAAGCUGUGCGCGAGUCUCGUCUGAGGGGGCUUGCGGAUCCAGAUGAGGGCUUGCCAAAUCUUUACGUUUAUGAGCUUUGGAAGCGCAUCGUGGAACAAUAUUCAAGAUCCAAGCUUACCAUGUCGAGGGAUAGGCUGAUUGCACUCUCUGGUAUUGCAAGACUGUUUCACGAUCAGCACCUUAAAGGCGUGCAGUACGUUGCGGGAAUAUGGAACCAAUAUCUUGAAAGCCAGCUCUUAUGGCGUGUCGAGCCAGUGUUCAAGAAUGGUGCAUUUCAGAAUCAUUCAACGCGCGAUCCAACAUGUGCGCCGUCAUUUUCCUGGGCAUCCAUCAACGCCCCCCAGGGCAUUGUAUAUGGGGAGGCUACAAAUUACAGCGAAGGCGUCAAAGAUCUUCUUUUCCAGGUCAUCGAAUUCUAUCUGCCAUACGUAGAGACCGGCAAAACGGACGCGGAUGCGUUUAGUCUAAUCAAGAACGAGAACAACGCCGGGUACAUCAAGCUCACAGCACAACAUCUUCACAAGAUCACGCUUCGAAAGCUCGAGCCUCAUCGUAGGGUUCCCUAUGGCUGGUGGCUGGAUGGAGGGACCCUGGAUCCGCCAUCCAAUCAGACGAAAAAAGAGCUUACCAACGUAUGCCUCGACGCUCCAGAUUCCGAUGUAGAUAUCUUUUCUGAGACAGCAGAGAUUUACUGCAUGCCCGCCGCGUAUGGAGAGCGGACUGUUAAGAGAACAUCGCGUUACCUGAUGUGUCUCUUAUUGCAAAGAUUGGAUGAUGGGCCCAACUUCAAGCGGAUCGGAAUGGCAAAGCUUUCAAGCUAUGCAGAUAAGAUGGCACAGAAAGACCUUCUGGCAAAGAACCAGGAGCCACAGGAUAUAUUCAUAAGAUAA
Lasiodiplodia theobromae is the source of this 2142-nucleotide messenger RNA. RefSeq names its product Heterokaryon incompatibility protein. NCBI's taxonomy places the organism in Eukaryota, Fungi, Ascomycota, Dothideomycetes, Botryosphaeriales, Botryosphaeriaceae. Bases 1 to 2142 code for a protein of 713 amino acids. The record is from RefSeq and is a predicted model, not a curated record. The transcript has 2 exons.